Molecule: messenger RNA, 2424 nt
Organism: Pezoporus flaviventris
Lineage: Eukaryota; Metazoa; Chordata; Aves; Psittaciformes; Psittacidae
Gene: DBF4B
Product: DBF4B-CDC7 kinase regulatory subunit
Exons: 11
Coding region: 43-2328 (761 amino acids)
Biological process (GO): positive regulation of nuclear cell cycle DNA replication; regulation of cell cycle phase transition
Cellular component (GO): Dbf4-dependent protein kinase complex; nucleus
Molecular function (GO): zinc ion binding; protein serine/threonine kinase activator activity; nucleic acid binding
Source: RefSeq, a predicted model, not a curated record
GCCCGAGUUUAAACGGCGGCGGCGGGUCCCGGGCCAGGCACCAUGGCGGGUCCCGGGGCGCCCCGGCCCCUCCGCGGGAAGUCCUUCUACCUGGACCUGCCGAGCGGGCGCGCUGCCCGGGAGCUGGCCGUGGCCAUCAGGCGCCUCGGCGGGGUGACCGAAAGCUUCCUUAGCAAAGAAGUCAGCUACGUGGUUUCCAGCAACAAAGAAGCCAAACGAGGCAGAGCCAGAACUCGGCCUGAGAAGCCCAGCAACGAAGCUUCAGAAGAUGCAAAAGCCACGGGCCCAGUGCCUUCUUCCUCCAAAGGGAACCAUCCCAGACCUCACCAGAAGCCCUCAGACACUGUCCUGAUCAGCAGGGGAAAGGAACUGCUGCAGAAGGCCAUGAAGAAUCAGGACACCUGCAGUGGCAGCAGUAUCCUCGCCAGCGCUCGCCUGUGGGGAGUCCAGAUCCUGCACGUGGAUGAUAUGUUGUCAUACACUCAACAGCUGCUGCGUGUGGUCUCCGAGGCAAGGAAGCAGUGCCAGAAGACAGAGGUGAAAUGCCUUGCAACCGGAUUGAAAACGUGCAAAGCAGGAAAAUUGAAGCCCCCUUUUCUGAAGGUUGAAGACCAGAGCAGGCAAUUCCGGCCCUUCCAUCACCAGUUCAAAAGCUUUCCUGACCUGAACUUCCUGGCACCCAAAAGCUCCAGCCCAUUUGAGCCUCUGAGAAGCCUCUCCAGUUCUUGCAGAGCCAGGGCUGUGGAAGCCUGUCCAAUAGGCAGCAAGGGGGAGAAGAGCCCCCAGUCCACACCAGUCACUGCGCCAAAGAAAAAGAGGGGAUUCUGUGAGUGCUGCCAAGAGACCUUUGAGGAGCUACAGAAGCAUCUCCAGAGCCCCCAGCACAAGCGCUUUGCUCUGGACCCCUCGCAGUACACCCCAGUGGACCGUGUCAUCGCGCAGCUCAGCUGCAGCUUUGUGGAGCACUCAGCCAAGGUGCUUCGGUCCUGCCUGACAGAUGAACGCUUAGUGCCUCAAGCACAAGUUACUGGAGAAAUGGAGAUGCUGACAGCAGAGCUGGGAAAGGAAAGGGAGCAGCCUGAGCAGGAGCUGUUCAUUGAUACAGAGCAUGAUCACAGCCUGAAGACCAAGGGAGGUUCUCCUUGUCUGCCCAGGGACAGGCUCAGUAACCCCAGUGAAGGAGGGGAGUUCAAGACCUGCUCUGUUGGAGCAGGGCUCGCCAGAAGGGUCUGUGCUGCUCAUGGCACCCUGGAGGAGGUUGUGCUAGGGGAUACAGAUUUGGGCUUGGCUUCUGACCUGAGCUGGAGGGCUUGCAUAGAGGACCCUCAUGUCAGAGAGACAACGGCUUCCUCGUCUGAACCUCAUGGACAGCAAGUGCUUGGGCCUGCCAGCCACCUUCCACAAGCACUGCCUGCCUCCAGGAAACGCCAGCUCUGCAGACAGAGCACCCAGGGGGCAAAGAAGCCCAGGCUGGAGCUGUGGGGUGGUAGUGGCCUCUCUCCAUGUGAGCAGACAAGCCCAGGGGAUGGGGGCACGGGUGGGCAGGGUGCAGGACAGGCGGCUGAGCCAGGCUUGCCUGGUGUAGUGGAGGCUGGCAGCUUGCCCCUAAGCACAGAGCUCUCCAGCAGACCUUGUAGCUCCGUUGGUUUGGACCUGGGCCUGUGCAGGGACCCUGGGGACCCUGCAUCACACCUUGAAGCUGCCUCUGGGGGUUUUGAUCCCGCAGAGGCUGCUGCAGCCCGCGCUGUUGGUGAGUGUGGCUGGAGCAGGGUGAACGUGAGCUCCAAAGGGGAGCAGCUCCGAGGGGAGAAUGAAAUCACACCCAGAAAUGUGCUCAGCCCUGAUGUGGAGAGCACAAGGAGCCAGACCGGCUGCCCCUUGCCUUCUCCAAAACUGCUUGGGGCCAAAGCUGGCUGUUGCUGCUCACUCGGUGUCAGAGCAGCAGAGAAAAGAGCACCAGACCUCCCGGGCCAUGGCGAAGAGCAGGGUCCAUGCCCUGGCCUCCUUCAGCCUCCUCCAUGGAACGCUCCGGCUGAGCAUGUCUUCAGCAGCAGUUCUCUGCAGUCAGACUGGGAUGUGGCCCUGCUCUCCACGCUAACGGGUGUCCAGGGGGGCAGGAUUCACCCUGCGGACCGGGAUUUGCUCCAGAGGGCUCAUGUCAAUGUGAGGGACAGUGGGUAUGAGUCUCAGCUCUGCUCAGUCCUGAAGCAGAAGUCAGAGCUUGCCUGGGCAGGCAAAGAGGACAAGAACUGCCGGAACUGCAGCGCUGACACCAAGAGGGGCUCUUUCCCCAUAUUUGAGACCUGUUUUGGCAGCUGGACCAGCUAAAACCACCUCCUGGCUGGUCUCUGCGCCCUUGGUGGGAGCUGGAAAGUGGCUGGAAAGGGAUUUAACAAGGAUCAGGAGGUACUGCUGUGAGCCAGA